Messenger RNA from Solanum dulcamara, 318 nucleotides. RefSeq lists its product as uncharacterized. The transcript has a single exon. The record is from RefSeq and is a predicted model, not a curated record. Lineage: Eukaryota; Viridiplantae; Streptophyta; Magnoliopsida; Solanales; Solanaceae. Bases 1 to 318 code for a protein of 105 amino acids.
AUGACAUUUCAGGCCGGUGAGCAAGUACUUCUAAAAGUGUCACCCAUUAAAAGGGUGAUGAGGUUUGGUAAGAAGUGCAAACUCAGUCCUCAUUAUGUUGGUCCUUUUGAGAUUCUUGAUCGCGUAGGGCCAGUGGCUUACAGACUGGCUUUACCACCUAGAUUGUUUGGAGUACAUCCGGUAUUCCAUGUGUCCAUGCUAAAAAAGUACCAUGGAGAUGGAGAUUACAUCAUUAAAUGGGACUUCGUUUUGUUGGAUAAGAAUCUUCAGUAUGAGGAAGAGCCAGUGGCAAUCUUAGAUAGUGAAUUUCAAAACUAA